Messenger RNA from Xyrauchen texanus (razorback sucker), 1324 nucleotides. Its product is annotated as gastrula zinc finger protein XlCGF8.2DB-like. Gene Ontology annotation, molecular function: DNA-binding transcription factor activity, RNA polymerase II-specific; RNA polymerase II cis-regulatory region sequence-specific DNA binding. The record is from RefSeq and is a predicted model, not a curated record. Gene Ontology annotation, biological process: regulation of DNA-templated transcription. The coding region runs from base 129 to 986 and encodes 285 amino acids. Lineage: Eukaryota; Metazoa; Chordata; Actinopteri; Cypriniformes; Catostomidae. The transcript has 2 exons.
UGAAAGAGGAAAGUCAAGAACUGAAUGUAGUGGAGGAGAAACAUCAGUAUCAGGAACCUCAUAACGUCACAACUGGAGAAAAAUUAUUUAGUGGAUCUCAGACUGAAAAUGAUUUCUUAGAAAACAUAAUGGAAUCCAAAAAUCCUUUCACAUGCCCUCAGUGUGGAAAGAGUUUUCUUCGUAAAGGACUCCUCAAUGAUCACAUCAAAAUUCACACUGGAGAGAAACCUUUUACGUGCCAUCAGUGUGGAAAGAGUUUCAUGCGUAAAGGAGUCCUUAAAGAACACAUAAGAAUUCACACUGGAGAAAAACCUUUCACAUGCCAUCAUUGUGGUAAGAGUUUUCUGCGUAAACCAGCACUCGGUAAUCACAUAAGAAUUCAUACUGGAGAAAAGCCUUUCACAUGCCACCAUUGUGGAAAGCGUUUCAAAACUAAAGGAAGCCUUCAAACUCACAUAAGAAUUCACACUGGAGAGAAGCCUUACACAUGCGAUCAGUGUGGAAAGCGUUUUACAGAGAAAGCAAAACUAAGGCAUCACUUAAGAAUUCACACUGGAGCAACACCUUUCACAUGCACAGAGUGUGGAAAGAGUUUCACACAAACAGAUAGUCUUCGAUAUCACAUGCAAGUUCAUGCAAAUGAGAGGCCUUACAUGUGUUCUCACUGUGGAAAGAGUUUUUCACGGCUGGACUGUUUUAAACUGCACCAUAAUGUGCAUAAUGGCGUGAAGGCUCAUGUGUGCUCUGAGUGUGGGAGUAGCUUUCGUAGAGCAAGCGACUUAGAACGACACAGAAGAAUUCAUACUGGAGAGAAACCUUACAAGUGUUCACAUUGUGAAAAGACUUUUAAUCAAUUAGGACUACUGAAAAUCCAUGAGAGAGUGCACACUGGAGAGAAGCCAUACCACUGCACUUUAUGUGGGAAGAGUUUUAGCACUUCAAGUGCUCGAAUGAUUCAUAAGAAAAGGUGUUGUCAAAUUGUCUAAGCUUCUGGUCGAAUGUUUUUUUUAAUAGUGUGAAGUUUAGGUUAACCCAAACAUGGCAAUUCUGCCUAAAGAGCAGUUUAUCCACAAGGGUAAUUUGCUAAAAUACAUUACCCGUAUUGGUAAAGUUUGUAACAGAAAUGUAUACAGAGAACAAAUCACUUAUGCUGCAUUCCAUUCAACUCAGAAAGUCAAAUUUGAUACUAGGAAAAGUGCAAUGGAAUGCCACUUGAAGUCAGACUGCCAACUUGGAAACUCUUUUUGAAGAUUUUGCGUGAUGUCACACAAACGUGUUUUCACCCAGGGAGAUUUACAUUUACAGGGAGUCAAUGACAAACAUU